This is a messenger RNA of Kwoniella mangroviensis CBS 8507, 822 nucleotides long. RefSeq lists its product as uncharacterized. The record is from RefSeq and is a predicted model, not a curated record. The coding region runs from base 1 to 822 and encodes 273 amino acids. Lineage: Eukaryota; Fungi; Basidiomycota; Tremellomycetes; Tremellales; Cryptococcaceae. The transcript is spliced from 4 exons.
AUGGCUCUGAAAGAUAAAUGGGAUGAACGUAAACAUGAAAAACACCACAAACGAUCGGGAUACUUCAGAGAGUACGAAGAUCCUAGAUCUCCCAAGACCGCAAGAUCACCAGCAUACGAUGGUUAUCUCACUCCCUCAAGCUCUGAAGGGCGAUACACAGAUGAUUCCACCAACCCAAGAAAUUCUAGGGAAGUAGUAGUGUCGUCUAGCUCUGAUCGAUCGGGUUACUCGGGGUAUUCGGAUUCUUCUUCUGGUAGCAGUGACGAUUCAAUUUCUGCUCCACAGAUGAGGAGGACAAGGGGAAGAAGAGCGUAUUCCAGUGAUGCUUUUUCAUACCCAGAGUCCGUCACUUCUAGCUCAGAAGGAGAAGAGAUAUCGAGUGUCUCAAGAUCAUCAAAAUCCAUCAGCACAGGCAGCCCUAUAUCGCCCAGACAACCCUAUCCUGUAUAUGAAGGGUCCCCUCAUUCUUCCGUUAGCUCUCCAAGCAAUAUCAGGGGAACUCAAUCCAGCUCAGAGGAGAUGACAGGAUAUUCAGAUGAACCUUCUCCUAUCAGUAAGUACCUAGUACGCAAACCGGUAAACUGGGCCGGUGUAACCUGUUCUGUUGAGUUGAUCGAAGGGAUCCUACUGACAGACGGUCUAUCUUCCACUAUCGUAGCGAGGUCCGAUAGAAUACAUGUGCGGCCCAAAGGCAGACAUGACGAAUCUGAAUACUCUGGUAAUACUGGUCACUCACCGACUUACGGCAACAGGGCGAGAUUCAUGGGUAUGAUUGGAAAAGGGCUGGACAAAGUCGCUCAAACUGUCGGUGGAAGACGAUGA